GCUCAGAGGACUGUCGGCCGCCACUACCAGCAGCAGCGGAGAGAGUGAAGUGAGGAGAAAUACAGACAAGUGUCCCUAUCCUGAAGGAAACAACGCUGACCUGGAAUAAUAUAAACCCGCGUGUUUCGACAGGUUUGCUCCAUCGUUGUUUUGAUAACGGGAGGCAAGGAUGGCAAUGCGCAUGAGUGAGGCUGACGGUGGCGUGGUGAAGGUGGCAGAGUGGCAGCAGACAAUGUAUGGCUUAGACUCGGGCAUCCAGUCUGGAGCCACCACAGUCAGAGAUGACGACGGCGAGUAUACCACCUCCAAGCAAUACACCAUGACUACCACUGUCACAAGGGAAGAGCCCGACCUGGAGACCCAGUACACUAUGACCAGAGCCCAGCGGGUGCGGGCUGCGAUGUUCCCAGAGACGCUGGAGGGAGGCACCACCAUCUUGUCGACUCAGACAGACUCGUCCCAGAUGACCAACGUCCAGCGGUUGGCCGAGCCCUCCCAGAUGCUCAAGACAGCCAUCAUCCAUCUGAUCAACUACCAGGACGACGCCGAGCUGGCCACACGUGCCGUGCCUGAACUCACCAAAUUGCUCAAUGAUGAAGACCAGGUGGUGGUCAGCAAGGCAGCCCAGAUUGUCAACCAGCUUACGCGCAAGGAGGCGUCCCGGCGUGCGCUGAUGCAGUCCCCUCAGAUGGUGGCAGCGGUGGUGCGGGUGAUGCAGAACACAAGCGACAUGGAGACAGCACGAGCCACAGCCAGCAUCCUCCACAACCUGUCUCACCAGAGAGAGGGCCUGCUCUCGAUCUUCAAGUCUGGAGGCAUCCCUGCUUUGGUCCGCAUGCUCAGCUCUCCCAUGGAGUCUGUGCUCUUCUAUGCCAUCACCACACUCCACAACCUGCUGCUGCACCAGGAAGGAGCUAAGAUGGCGGUUCGUCUGGCUGACGGCCUGCAGAAGAUGGUUCCCCUUCUGAAGAAGAGCAACCCCAAGUUCCUGGCCAUCACCACAGACUGUCUGCAGCUGCUGUCCUAUGGUAACCAGGAGAGCAAGCUGAUCAUCCUUGCCAACGGGGGCCCAGAGGGUCUAGUUCACAUCAUGAGAAACUACAACUAUGAGAAGCUGCUGUGGACCACAAGCCGUGUGCUCAAAGUCCUGUCUGUGUGCCCCAGCAACAAACCCGCUAUUGUAGAUGCCGGUGGGAUGCAAGCCCUGGGUAAACACCUCACAGGCUCCAGCCAGCGUCUGAUGCAGAACUGUCUGUGGACGCUCAGGAACCUGUCUGAUGCUGCUACCAAGCAGGAGGGUAUGGACAGCCUGCUGCAGGUGCUGGUUGGCCUGCUUAGUUCAGACGACCUCAACAUGCUUACCUGCGCCACUGGCAUCCUGUCAAACCUCACAUGCAACAAUGCCCACAAUAAAUCACUGGUUGCCCAGAGCAACGGCGUGGAGGCACUGAUCCACGCCAUAUUGCGUGCCUCUGAGAAGGAGGAUGUGACUGAACCGGCCGUUUGCGCUCUGCGCCACCUUACUUCACGCCACCAACAGGCUGAGCUGGCGCAGAAUGCUGUGAGGAACCACUACGGCAUCCCCGCCAUCGUCAAGCUGCUCAACCAGCCCUACUACUGGCCUGUCAUCAAGGCUGUGGUUGGCCUGAUCCGCAACCUGGCCCUUUGCCCAGAAAACCAGGCCCCUCUAAGGGACGCCGGAGCGAUCCCCCGUCUGGUCAACCUGCUGAUCAAAUCCCACCAGGACGCCCAGAAACAUGGUUCAUCCACGCAGCAGACGUACCAGGAUGGAGUGAGGAUGGAGGAGAUUGUGGAGGGCUGCACAGGAGCACUGCACAUCCUGGCCAGAGAUCCCAUCAACAGAGCAGAGAUCGCCAACCUACAGACCAUUCCUCUGUUAGUUCAGCUCCUCUACUCUCCAGUGGACAACGUGAAGCGUGUGGCGGCGGGCGUCCUGUGUGAGCUGGCCCUGGACAAACCGUCAGCUGAGGUUAUCGACAGCGAGGGAGCGUCGGCUCCGCUGAUGGAGCUGUUGCACUCCAACAACGAGGGCAUUGCUACUUACGCUGCAGCUGUGCUCUUCCGCAUCUCCGAGGAUAAAAACUCCGACUAUAAGAAGCGAGUGUCCGUGGAGCUCACGCACUCUCUGUUCAAACACGACCCCGCUGCCUGGGAGAUGGCCCACAAUAGUGUCCCCAUGGAUGGACCCUAUCCAGAUGAGCUGGAUGCUGGUUUCCAAGGCUACGGAGGGUAUGCAGCUGAAGUUCCCAUGGAUGGCAUGGACGGAAAUAUGAUGCAUGACGAUUACCAAGGCAGCAUGGCCUACGACAGACAAAUGUACCCUGAGUACUGACCUAAAGACCCACAGGCUGAAGAAAGGUGGAAAAGGAGGAGCUGAUAUAAAACAUAAUGGGACAAAGAAGAAGAGAAUAUAGUCAUCAGUAGAGAUUAUUCCCUCUGCUUCCAGCCCGAUGUAAUAUAUGCAAUUAUCACUGAGUACGGGACUCGUAAUCUUAACAGGGCUCAACUUUGUUUUAAAGCAUACAUUUGCUUAUAAUUCUGACAGUGACGAUGCUUGUAGGUUUCUGCUAGAGAACCUUUAGAGUGUGUGUGUGCGCGUGUGAGAGAGUUUGUGUGUGCGCAUGUGUUUGUGUGUUUAUGCUUUUGGGUGGGUAUUCUAUGCCAAAGAGAUUUUAUUUUGUGAAGAUAAUCAUUUAGCUUGGUUUUCUUUAUUUUGUUUUUUAAGAAAAGGAAAAAAAAAGACCGUAAUAAUUGAAAACACUGCCAGAGGUGGCUCAACGUGCACGGUGCACUUGCUCACUGCUCUGUUUCUUCUUUAACGCCUUUGUAACAGACACUACUGUCUAUGCUGUAGUUAUGACACUAUAUACUGUCGACGUACUCCCGCUGCGACCCAACGGUUAAGAUUCAGUGAAGAGUUGGUUAACACAGGCUCGUUCUUUCUCGUGGCACUAAUUCAGUAGGAGUGGACAAACAAAGAGAUAUGGCGGCCUCUGCCAGAGAGAGAGAGAGCAGGUUGGGGCAGCCUCCCCACACCUAUGUAAUCAGCUAAGGGUGGAUGACCAAAGAUGGUUGAUUGUUUUAAGGAAUUGUUUCUUAUCUUAUAAGUUAUUCACUAGGAGCGGUUCACAUAACCCGGCAUUAAUAGAAUAUUAACAAAUAUUUCAUCUUUUAUCAUAAACUUAAUUUAAAGGAUGUGACUGUAAUAAUUUGCAGGAGAGCAACAACAACAAUGUGGUUUUACAGGCGUGUUCAGCAGAUUGACUGAUUCAUUAGCCAACACAUGAGAUGAUCUAGUCGGGGGCAGCCCUACAGCUGGAGCAAACUACUGACAGGGAAAUUUGUCUUUCUACUUCAUAAGAGUUUUUACUGAAAUUUUGUGUAAUAAAAAUAAAGGAUAUAUUAAACAUA
Micropterus salmoides (largemouth bass) is the source of this 3432-nucleotide messenger RNA. It is a transcript of the gene jupa, whose product is annotated as junction plakoglobin a. The transcript has 16 exons. The record is from RefSeq and is a predicted model, not a curated record. Gene Ontology annotation, molecular function: transcription coactivator activity; alpha-catenin binding; cadherin binding. Gene Ontology annotation, biological process: positive regulation of transcription by RNA polymerase II; cell adhesion. Gene Ontology annotation, cellular component: catenin complex; adherens junction. NCBI's taxonomy places the organism in Eukaryota, Metazoa, Chordata, Actinopteri, Centrarchiformes, Centrarchidae. The coding region runs from base 170 to 2353 and encodes 727 amino acids.